GACAGUUCCAAGUGCUCCCAACUGAUCUAACUCUCAGCGCUGUUCAGUUCUCCUGGGGUCUUUGUUUGAAGUUUUCCUGACAUGCCUACUACGAGGGUCAUGCCGUAUUAUCAUCAGGCACAGAAACAGGUUUCACAUCAAUAUUCCAGCUCAAAGCAUGUUGUCCAGCAAAGCUCAUCGAGAAAAACCAGCUCAAAGUCUGUGAAGAAGGUACAGGUGAAGAAGGCCUCCGAGGCUAUGGCGGAACCAGCCUAUACAGUGCCUGCUUUCAGGGAGAGCGAGCCUGAAGGAACGCCUGAGUACCAACGUGUGGCCUUUCGUCUUGAAAGAGACCUCAACACCCUGCAGGAAGAGCUGCACAGGAUUAGAAGAGUCACUCAUGAACAAGUGGAAAAUAUUGAGAUUACUAAAGAGGUGAGAGAGAGGAUGUGGGUCAGUAGAGAAUUUCCUACACAGAUUCUCAGAGCUCCAGACUUCUUGGUGGCUCUAAGACCUCAUACUGUGUGGGAGAAAAGCCAAGUCAAGCUUUUCUGCACCGUCUCUGGCACCCCUACUCCCAUCGUCAAAUGGUGUAAGAAUGGUGUUACUAUUAAUACUCUGAGUGCACCUGGAAAAUACAAAAUCGAGAGCAAAUAUGGCGUUCACGGUCUGAUUAUUAGCAGAUGCACAGUGGCUGAUUCUGGUGUAUACAGCGCUGUCGCUACCAACCCUGCAGGAAAGGCCAUCUCUAAAGCCACAGUGUGUGUGAGAAGAGGAUCUUGGGCCUCUGAGCUCUCUUAUCUGCCAGGAAGAGCACCCUUUCCUUCUGAUAUUCACGCAAGUAAGCUAGAAGUGACCCUGCUUGAUAGAUUUGGAGUGACAUUUGGCACUGAAGGCGAGUCAUUAACUCUGACGGCCAACAUGGCGGUUGUUCCUGAUCUUCCUAACCUCCCACCAGAGGUUAUGUGGUACAGAGAUGAGACUUUGCUGACUGAGUCUAGAUGGGCUGAGAUGUCUGUCGGUGGUGGAGCUGCCAAGCUUACCUUUCCUCACUUAAAUAAGGAUGAUGAAGGUCUGUACACCCUGCGCAUCUGGACCAAGGAGGGAACCACUGAGCACAGUGCCUACUUAUUUGUCAAAGAUGCUGCUCCCUCAGUGGCUGGAGCCCCAGGAGCUCCUAUGGAUGUCAAAGUUUCUGAUGCUAAUAAGGAUUAUGUCCUGGUGUCCUGGAAGCCUCCCAACACCACCAAUGAGCCUCACAUCACUGGUUACUUUGUGGACAAGCGUAAAUCUGGAACCAAGGACUGGAUCCAGUGCAACGACUCCCCUGUAAAAGUGUGCAAGCUUCCUGUGCAUGGGCUCACUGAGGGGGCCUCCUAUCAUUUCAGAGUCAGAGCUGUGAACAGCGCUGGCAUGAGUCGGCCCUCCAGGAUGUCUUCUGGGGUGUCUGCUGCUGAGGUGGAGAGCGAUGUGGAAGUGAUUCAGAUUGAGGGGAAAUAUGAUAUUGUGACUCGACAAGAGCUGCAAGAAGAACAUGUUACAUUGCUGGAGCCGCCUACAGAUGUGCAUGCCUCCGAAAUAAAUCACUCGUAUAUUGUGCUGAGCUGGAAACCUCCCAGCCCAAGGGGAUGGGCACCUGUAUGGUACCUCAUUGAAAAGUCGGUGGGUGACAAUAGCUUGUGGCAGAAAAUCGACACUGGUGUGCAAAUACGCUCCCCACGUUACCCACUAUUUGAUCUGGAGGACAGGAAAGCUUAUCGUUUCCGUGUUAUCACUGUCAACAUGUACGGUCAAAGCAGACCAUCUGAGUCAACAGAUCUGGUACAGAAGUCAGAUGCUCAUGGUGUUCCCUCAGCUCCAGGUCAAGUCAUUGCUUCCAGAAACACCAAAACUUCUGCCUUUGUGCAGUGGGAUCCCCCCAAAAACCUCAACAACCUGAUGGGUUACUAUGUGGAUUGCUGUGUUGUUGGCUCCAAGGUCUGGUCCCCCUGCAACCACAGGCCAUACAAGCACACCAGGUUUGUGGUCCAUGGCCUGACUUCUGGUGAUACGUACAAAUUCCGUGUCCAGGCAGUGAAUGUUUUUGGGCUAAGCGAGGAGUCUCAGGAGUCUGCUCCCCUGUUCAUUGAUGCUGCUCUCACUGUUCCUUCCGCCCCGUACGGCAUCGCCUUGCUCAGCUGUGACGGAUCCUCCAUGACUCUGGCUUGGAAACGUCCUAAAACAACCGGUGGCAGCAAGAUCACCUCCUACUACCUGGACAAACGUGAAGCAGGGUCUCUGAUGUGGAAGGAGGCCAGCUCCACUCCUGCCACCACCAGGGUGUACAAGGUGGAGAACCUGACCGCUGGAGUGUUUUAUGAGUUUAAGAUUCAAGCUGCAAAUCUGGCUGGUGUUGGUGUGCCAUCUGAACCCAGCAAGUCUUUUGCUUGUGAGGAGUGGACCAUGCCUGAGCCUGGCCCUGCAUAUGACAUCACUUUCUGGGAGGUAAGGGACACCUCAGUCCUGGUGCAGUGGAAGGCUCCGGUGUACACUGGUACCGGCCCCGUCACUGGUUACUUUUUGGAAAUGGCCAAGAAGGGAUCGUCUGAUUUUGCUACAGUGAAUGCUGAAGCUUUGAGCCGCUGUUACCUGAGGGUUACUGGUCUGGAGACUGGAGCUUUCUAUGUGUUUAAAGUACGUGCAGUGAAUGUGGCAGGUAAAGGAAAGGCAUCUGAAUUGUCUGAGGCUGUGUGCAUUAAGGCUCUGCCAGGAACUAAGGAGAUUGUAUGUGGUGUGGAUGAAGAGUCUGGAGAUAUUUUCCUGUCUUUUGAGGCCAGUGAGGCUUCUGAGCUCUCUAAGUUUACUUGGUCAAAGUCCUACAAAGAAAUUACUGAUUCCAAGAGAGUAACUGUGACAAGCGAGGGAAGACGAUCCAGACUGACCUUUGUGAAUCCUGAGAAGGACGAUCUGGGUCUCUACUCUGUGGCAGUAACUGAGACUGACGGAGUGUCUUCCAGUUACACUAUAAGUGAAGAGGAACUCAACAAAAUGCGUGAACUUAGCUACAACAUCAAAAAUCCAACUGUUCCUCUGAAGACAGAACUAAACUAUGAGGUUCUUGAGAAGGGACAUGUGCGUUUUUGGGUGCAAGCUAAGAAGAUGUCUAAUUCUGCAACCUACAGGUUUAUCGUUAAUAAUAAGGAAGUCACCAGUGCUGAGGGUCACAAGAUCAGCCACAAUGCUUCCACUGGAGUCAUUCAGAUGGUCAUCGAGCACUUCACCAGGGCCAAUGAGGGCACAUACACCGUUCAGAUCCAUGAUGGAAAAGCCAAGACCCAAAGCUCUUUGGUGCUUGUUGGAGAUGCUUUCAAGGCUGCACUGAAGGAGGCUGACUUCCAAAGAAAGGAACACAUUAGAAAACAAGGUCCUCAUUUCUCAGAGUACUUGACUUUCCAUGUGAAAGAGGACUGCACUGUUAAACUUGUAUGUAAGUUGGCUAAUGUGAAAAAGGAGACCACAUUUACCUGGUUUAAAGAUGAUGAGGAAAUCACUGUUGAUGUCGCACCCAACCCAAUGUCUGGAUCCUGUGCUCUUCCUAUCCCAUUGUUUUCCAGAAAAGAUCAGGGAAUUUACAAAGCUCUACUCGAAGACAAUCGUGGAAAGGACACCUCUAUUUAUGACAUUUCUGGCCAAAUAUUUGAGGAAAUCAUCAAUGCCAUUGCACAUGUUUCUGGCUCCUCUGCCUCUGAGCUGAUGUUGCAGUGCACACCAGAGGGCAUCAGAUUGCAGUGCUACAUGAAGUACUACACCGAGGAGAUGAAGACCAGCUGGUUCCACAGGGAGAGUAAGAUUGCCUCUUCAGAAAAAAUGAGGAUUGGAGGUACAUCUGAGAUGGCCUGGAUGCAGAUCUGUGAGCCCACUGAUAGAGAGAAGGGCCAGUACACUAUUGAGAUCCAUGAUGGCAAAACUGCUCACACCCGUUCUUUUGACCUCUCUGGACAAGCAUACACUGAUGCUUAUGCAGAGUUCCAGAGGCUCAAAGCUGCUGCAUUUGCUGAGAAGAAUCGUGGUAGGGUACUGGGUGGACUGCCAGAUGUUGUCACUAUUAUGGAGUAUAAGACCCUAAGUUUGACAUGCACAGUGUGGGGUGACCCCAAACCUGAGGUCACCUGGUUCAAGAAUGAACAGGAAGUCGUGUCCAGUGACCACAACCAGAUCUCAUUUGAGAGUGGCAAGUUUGCUAGUCUGACCAUUAAAACAGUCACCGUGGAUGAUUCUGGCAAGUACAGCAUCAACGUGAGGAACAAGUAUGGUGGUGAGUUUGUGGAGAUCACUGUCAGUGUGUACAAGCAGGGCGAGGAGAUCCCAGAACCCAAACUGGGACAGACCGCCAAACCAAGCACAGCACCCAGGACCCCUGCACCUCCUGCUGCCAAGCCCCAGACUCCUGCCCCAUCUGUGAAAAGCCCCAGUCCAUCCCCAGCCCCGUCUGUUAAAUCUCCAACACCUACUCCAUCAAUGAAGUCCCCCACCCCAGCUCCAAAAUCCCCUACCCCACCUAGGAGUACCAAGUCCCCCACUCCACCCAGGUCUCUUAGGUCCCCAACCCCCACUAAGAAGUAAUAAAAAGGAUGUAAUGGUUGAGGAUGGUUAAGGUGUUGAUAUUACAAAUGUAUUGUGCUCUAUAUAAUUAGUAAUGAUGACAGGUUGAAGUUUUUGGCCUGAUGUAAUACUGCCAAAAAACCUCAUCAAACUCAUUUAAUUUUCAGUUUUUCAUAGACAGUUAAAUGGUAACUCUUUCUCAUAGGCCCUAAAAGCACAUUAAUCUGUAUCAUGUCUAUGAUACCUUUAAGAAAAUGUGUUUGGUUUUGUUAUUUCUGAAUCUGCCAAAUUGGAUAAUGAAGUAGUAAAAUACAUAACACUGACUGCCAAAAAAUAUAAAGAAUAUAACUUUAAAACUAAGAUGUGCUAUAAUACAGUUUAUGCAAAAUUUGAACACUCUUGGUUUAAAUUCCAUUAUAUUGUUGACUUAUUAAUACAUCCUCCUGAGGAAACAAGCUUAUAUGCACUUUAAUGCAUAACUACUGUUUAUUUGCUGAAUUAAACAUAAAGUAUAUCAAUAAAAGUAUGUGGACACCCCUCAUACUUAUCAAGUUCAGAUUUUUCAGCCGUACCCAUUGCUAACAGGUGUACAAGAUCAUUAGAAUUUAACAUAGAAAAUAAACAAAUGGAAUCUGACCAGGAUGAUCGAGAUUUUGCCAAAGACUGUAGCUACAAUCUUUGCAAAUGGCUUCACUAUAUCACUGUAUUAUUUUAUUGUGUAGCUCUCUAGUGCUUUGUUUUAGCAAUAAAAACAGUGAUUAACUUC
Molecule: messenger RNA, 5326 nt
Organism: Trichomycterus rosablanca
Lineage: Eukaryota; Metazoa; Chordata; Actinopteri; Siluriformes; Trichomycteridae
Gene: myom2a
Product: myomesin 2a
Exons: 37
Coding region: 82-4581 (1499 amino acids)
Molecular function (GO): protein binding
Source: RefSeq, a predicted model, not a curated record